Molecule: messenger RNA, 1557 nt
Organism: Pieris rapae (cabbage white)
Lineage: Eukaryota; Metazoa; Arthropoda; Insecta; Lepidoptera; Pieridae
Product: sucrose-6-phosphate hydrolase
Exons: 1
Coding region: 25-1482 (485 amino acids)
Biological process (GO): carbohydrate metabolic process
Cellular component (GO): cytoplasm
Molecular function (GO): beta-fructofuranosidase activity
Source: RefSeq, a predicted model, not a curated record
UUCUGUUAGCUCCUUAAAAGAAUAAUGGCGCGUGCUGAGUUUCUUUUAGUGGCCUGUUUAUUAGCCAUCGCCUCUUCUUUAUCUAUUAGGCAUAAUGAGAGUGCUAUCUGGGAUUUGGAAGAAUAUAUAGAAAUAAAAAAAGCGGAAAUUGGUUCUCGUUAUCGAUUACAGUACCAUGUUUCUCCACCAGUCGGGUGGAUGAACGAUCCCAAUGGCUUCUCUUACUAUAAAGGAGAAUUUCAUCUCUUUUAUCAAUAUUACCCUUAUGACAGUGUGUGGGGUCCUAUGCAUUGGGGGCAUUUUUCAAGUCCAGACCUCGUUCAGUGGAAUCAACUUCCUACUGCUCUAAUUCCUGAAGAAGAGAUGUGUUUUUCUGGAAGUGCUGUAGUCGAUGGUGAUACUUUAACUCUUAUCUACACUGGAAGAGAGGUAAUUGAUGAAGAACCUUUAUAUAAGGAAAGUCAAUUUCUUGCAUUUAGUGAUGACGGUGUGAACUUCCAUAAAUAUGAGAAUAAUCCCGUUUUAACAAGUAAAGUUGCAGAUUUCCGAGAUCCAAAAGUGUGGAAAUAUGGAAAUGAUUGGUAUAUGGUAGUUGGUACUAAAACUUCAGAUGAGUAUGGAAAAGUUGAGCUUUAUUCUUCUAAGGAUCUUAAAAGUUGGGAGUUUUUGUCCGUGAUUGGAGAAUCUACUGGUGAAAUGGGUUAUAUGUGGGAGUGCCCCGAUUUCUUCAAUUUAGAUGGAAAAUUCAUAUUGCUCAUGUCUCCUCAGGGAAUCCAGCCACAGGGAGACCGUUAUAAGAAUACUUACCAGACAGGCUACAUAAUAGGAAGUUUUAAUUACGAUACAUUCGAAUUUAUUCCUGAGGUAGAAUUCCAAGAAAUCGAUUUUGGUCAUGAUUUUUACGCCAGUCAAACGACAGAGCAUAAUAGUAAACGUUAUUUAGUAGCGUGGUUUAGUAUGUGGGAUGUGGAACACCCAGAAGAUAUUGAUGGAUGGGCUGGAGCAAUGACAAUUAUCAGGGAAUUGAAUUUAGUUGGAGAUCGAAUAACUGUAAAACCUAUAGAGGAAAUGUUGACACUACGACAAGAAUCUAUUAAAACGGGCGAAUUUGCUAGCGAUGAAGUACUAACUUUACCAAAGGCAUCAGAAUUGAUUAUUACAGGAGACUUAAAUGAAAAAAUUGAGUUGUUAAUCGAAGGAACUGAAGGAGGAGGCAAGGUCUGGCUACGUUGGGACCCUGUAGUUGGUAAAGUUGUUGUAGAUAGAGGCUCUGAAGAUAUAAGACAAGUAGAGUGGUUACCGAUAGGAGAACAAAUUUGGAGAGUAUUUUUGGACACCAGUAGUUUGGAGCUAUUCUGUGGCGAGGGAGAGGUCGUUUUUAGUAGCAGAGUGUAUGCAGAUGGUGAAUGGAAAAUAUCAAAUUUAAGUCCGCAAUCUUUAUUAGUAGACGCUUAUAGUUUAGCUAGAAGUGUGUCUGUUUAAGUCAAUUAUGAUCUCAAUUUCGAUUAAUAAAAUGCAAAUGUAAGAAUAGUCAUGUUGUGGCUACUUAAAAUUAUA